Messenger RNA from Olea europaea var. sylvestris, 2884 nucleotides. Its product is annotated as probable inactive serine/threonine-protein kinase scy1. Gene Ontology annotation, molecular function: ATP binding; protein kinase activity. The transcript is spliced from 21 exons. The record is from RefSeq and is a predicted model, not a curated record. The coding region runs from base 161 to 2659 and encodes 832 amino acids. Gene Ontology annotation, biological process: protein phosphorylation. NCBI's taxonomy places the organism in Eukaryota, Viridiplantae, Streptophyta, Magnoliopsida, Lamiales, Oleaceae.
UUUUUUUUGCAAUUACGAGUUUCGAUCUAUAAUCCACUGCUUCGCAUACUCCCUUCAUCAGAUCCACCCUUUCCCUCUCGAACUCUCUGUGUAAUAAUAUACUGUUUAAUUGCUGUACUGGAAUUUCCCGAAGAGAUUUGAUCGGGUCGUGCCUGGAAAGAUGCUGAAAUUCCUGAAAGGUGUGGUGGGCGGAUCGGGUGCGGGCCUCAAAGAUCUGCCAUACAACAUCGGCGAGCCUUACUCCUCUGCUUGGGGCUCCUGGGUUCACUGCCGUGGCACCUCCAAGGACGAUGGGACUCCUGUAUCAAUAUUUUCUCUUUCAGGAAGCAAUGCAAAUGAUGGUCAUUUAGUUGCUGGUCGCAAUGGUGUCAAGCGCCUUCGAACAGUUAGGCAUCCAAAUAUUUUGUCGUUUCUUUACAGUACUGAGGCAGAAACUUUUGAUGGUUCAAACACAAAGGUUACAAUCUACAUUGUCACAGAGCCUGUUAUGCCUCUGUCUGAAAAGAUUAAGGAAUUGGGAUUAGAAGGCAGCCAAAGGGAUGAGUAUUAUGCAUGGGGACUGCACCGGAUAGCUAAAGCUGUGAGCUUCCUAAAUAAUGAUUGUAAAUUGGUUCAUGGUAAUGUUUGUAUGGCUAGUGUUGUUGUCACUCAAACUUUGGACUGGAAAUUACAUGCAUUUGACGUUCUGUCUGAGUUUGAUGGAAACAAUGAAGCUUCGGCAGGGCCAAUGCUGCAAUAUGAAUGGCUUAUUGGUUCACAAUACAAACCAAUGGAGUUGUCAAAAUCUGACUGGACAGCUAUCAGAAAAUCUCCACCUUGGGCUAUUGAUUCUUGGGGUCUGGGCUGUCUUAUUUAUGAACUCUUCUCUGGUAUGAAGUUGAGCAAAACUGAGGAGCUGCGCAAUACUGCUAGCAUUCCAAAGUCUCUACUUCCAGAUUAUCAGCGUCUCUUGAGUUCUAUGCCUUCUCGCAGGUUGAAUUCAUCAAAGCUUCUGGAGAAUAGUGAAUAUUUUCAAAAUAAGUUGGUGGAGACUAUACACUUUAUGGAAAUUCUUAAUUUGAAAGACAGUGUUGAAAAGGAUACUUUUUUCCGUAAGCUUCCGAAUCUUGCCGAGCAGCUUCCUCGUCAAAUAGUGCUGAAAAAGUUGCUUCCCUUACUAGCAUCCGCCUUAGAAUUUGGUUCAGCUGCUGCACCUGCUUUGACAGCAUUGUUGAAAAUGGGUUCUUGGCUUUCAACAGAAGAUUUUAGCCUCAAGGUAUUACCAACAGUUGUCAAACUUUUUGCAUCAAACGAUCGUGCUAUUCGAGUUGGUCUUCUGCAUCAUAUUGAUCAAUUUGGCGAGUCGUUAUCCUCGCAAGUUGUUGAUGAACAGGUUUACCCUCAUGUUGCUACCGGGUUUUCCGACACAUCUGCUUUUCUACGGGAAUUGACACUCAAAUCCAUGCUCGUUCUUGCUCCUAAGUUGUCUCAGCGCACUAUAUCAGGGUCAUUAUUGAAAUUCCUUUCAAAACUGCAGGUUGAUGAAGAACCAGCAAUUAGAACAAAUACUACCAUAUUGCUCGGAAAUAUUGCAAGCUACCUUAACGACGGGAUGAGGAAAAGAGUUCUGAUAAAUGCAUUUACAGUUCGAGCUUUGCGUGAUACAUUCUCUCCUGCCCGAGGAGCAGGUAUUAUGGCUUUAUGUGCCACUAGUUCUUACUAUGACGUUACUGAGAUUGCAACUCGAAUUCUACCAAAUGUUGUUGUACUCACCAUUGAUCCCGACAGGUAUUCCUUUUAUAUAAGACAUUCUUGGACAUCUUUUCAUGUUUUCCCUUUCAUAUAUAAAACAAUUACCAGCGAUGUGCUUACUGAAAAUAAUGGUGGCUGCCCUCAUUACAAUCUUAUUCCUUUUCGUGAUAACUAUAAUUCCACAUGUGAGAACGUCUUUUUAACUUCUUUAUGGGCCAUGAGCUCUUUGACUAUGAAAGGUGGCAAACCUUCCGAGCCAAGUGCUCUUGCUCCAACGAGUGCAACUGCACCUAUUGCUUCUUCCAUCUCCAAUGCCAGCUCCGAGUUGGAUGGUGCACAUCUACCGGCAGUCCAUAAUUCCCUAACAGAUUUAACUGAUCAACCUGCACCUGUGUCCCCUACCUCAUCAACUGAUGGAUGGGGAGAACUUGAAAAUGGCAUCCAUGUAGAUGAUGAAGGUGAAAAAGAUGGUUGGGAUGACAUUGAGCCACUAGAAGCAUCAAACCUGCCUUCAGCUCUUGCAAAUAUCCAAGCUGCCCAAAAGCGGCCCGUCUCACAGCCAAAACCACAAGUUACGAGUUCAAGAACAAAAAGCACAUUAAAGACGAGUAAAGAUGAUGACAAUGACUUAUGGGGUUCAACAGCCAACCCUGCUCCAAAAUCCUCGUCACAACCUUCGAAAGCAAAAACGAGCAUAGCUGAUGACGAUGACCCUUGGGGUGCUAUCUCUGCCCCAGUUCCGAAAUCAUCAUCAAAGCCUAUGAAUCUGAAAUCUGGUGGAUCAGCUGAUGAAGACCUAUGGGCUUCAAUUGCAGCACCUCCACCUACAACAGGAUCGAAGCCCUUAUCCGGGCGAGGCAGAGGCUCUAAACCUGCUGCUCCGAAACUGGGUGCUCAAAGGAUAAACAGAACAUCAUCUGGGAUGUAAUUUAGAGGCAAAACAUGGCAUAGAAUUUUGGAAAUUUAUUCUGUAAAUUUUUUCAUCUUGCGACUUUUUGAAUUAUAAUGAUCUAAUAUCUCUCGGUGUGCUGUUUUUUCUUUUAAAAUACCGCAUGUGGGCUGUGAUAAUAUUGUUUUGAUCAAAUAGUUAUUCUUUCUGCUCUGUAAAAACUAACAUUUUUUUUUUAAUCUAAGGGGUUCAGUUAAUUGAACA